This is a messenger RNA of Exophiala aquamarina CBS 119918, 918 nucleotides long. Its product is annotated as alcohol dehydrogenase. Bases 1 to 918 code for a protein of 305 amino acids. The record is from RefSeq and is a predicted model, not a curated record. Gene Ontology annotation, cellular component: cytosol. The transcript has 2 exons. Gene Ontology annotation, molecular function: aldose reductase (NADPH) activity. Lineage: Eukaryota; Fungi; Ascomycota; Eurotiomycetes; Chaetothyriales; Herpotrichiellaceae.
AUGAUAGACAUUCCGUUCAAGCUGAAUACUGGAGCCCCCAUCCCUGCAUUGGGUUUAGGAACAUGGCAAAGCCCCGAGGGACAAGUUCGUGAUGCCGUAGCACACGCAAUCAAAUCUGGCUACCGACACAUCGAUUGUGCGUACGUGUACGGAAACGAGAAAGAAGUUGGAGAAGGCAUCAAGGAGGGUCUAGCAGCGACAGGAAUCUCUCGGUCAGAUCUCUUCAUCACCACCAAACUAUGGUGCACAUAUCAUACGCGAGCGGAACAGAAUCUCGACAUGAGCUUGAGCUUGCUGGGAUUGGAUUACGUGGAUCUUUACCUGAUGCACUGGCCUGUUGCUAUGAAUCCCAACGGCAAUCACGAAAAAUUCCCAAAGUUGCCCGAUGGUCGCAGAGACCUGGUCCGGGAGAGAUCCCAUGUGGACACCUACAAGGAUAUGGAAAAGCUGCUUCAGACUGGCAAAGUCAAGGCGAUCGGCGUGUCUAACUACUCCAAGAAAUAUCUGGAAGAACUUCUUCCGAAAGUUAACGUUGUCCCCGCCGUCAACCAAGUCGAGAACCAUCCGUUGUUGCCUCAACAAGAACUCGUCGAUUUUUCCAAAGAGAAGGGCAUCAUCACCACCGCAUAUAGCCCCUUGGGCAGUACAGGAAGUCCACUAUUCGAAGAUCCCCACGUCGUCAAGUUGGCCGAGCAAAAGGGCGUCAGUCCAGGCACAAUUCUGCUCAGCUACCAUGUUGCACGAGGCGUCGUGGUCAUUCCUAAAUCUGUUACGCCCUCGCGAAUCGAGGAGAACAUGAAGAUUGUGAAUCUUUCCGAGAGUGACUUGGCCUCCUUGGCUGAAAUCUCCAAGAACGGAGUCACUCGCUACAUCUACCCAGAAUUCGGCGUUGAUUUUGGUUUCCCAGACAAAUCUUGA